Messenger RNA from Sarcophilus harrisii (Tasmanian devil), 3866 nucleotides. RefSeq names its product TLR4 interactor with leucine rich repeats (gene TRIL). Gene Ontology annotation, molecular function: protein binding. The record is from RefSeq and is a predicted model, not a curated record. The coding region runs from base 56 to 2590 and encodes 844 amino acids. Lineage: Eukaryota; Metazoa; Chordata; Mammalia; Dasyuromorphia; Dasyuridae. The transcript has a single exon.
GCUGUGGGCUAAGCAGAGGGACCCGCGCGCAAGUCUCGCAGUCGGCCGCUCGGGGAUGGAGGUCGCCUGGACGGUCCGCUUCUUGCUGCUGCUGGUGGGCGGCUGCUUCUCGCUGCCGCCCCCACCGGAGCCCAUCUGUCCCGAGCGCUGCGACUGCCAGCACCAGCAGCACCUCCUUUGCACCAACCGCGGGCUGCGCGCGGUGCCCAAGACCAGCGCUCUGCCCAGCCCCCAGGAGGUGCUGACCUACAGCCUCGGGGGCAACUUCAUAGCCAACAUCACCGCCUUCGACUUCCACCGCCUGGCGCAACUGCGGCGCCUCGACCUGCAGUUCAAUCAGAUCCGCUCCCUGCACCCCAAGACCUUCGAAAAACUCUCGCGGCUGGAGGAGCUCUACCUGGGCAACAACUUGCUCGACGGGCUGGCCCCGGGCACGCUGGCCCCUCUGGCCAAGCUGCGCAUCCUCUACGUCAACGGCAACGAGAUCGGCAGGUUAAGCCGGGGCGCUUUCGAGGGCCUGGAGAGCCUGGUCAAACUCAGGUUAGACGGCAACUCCCUCGGCUCCCUGCCCGACUCGGCCUUCGCCCCCCUGGGCAACCUCCUCUACCUGCACUUGGAGGCCAACCGCAUCCGCUUCCUGGGCAAAAACGCCUUCGCUCACCUGGGGAAGCUGCGCUUCCUCAACCUGUCCGGCAACGAGCUGCAGCCCUCGCUGCGCCACCCCGCCACCUUCGGGCCGCUGCGCUCGCUCAGUACCCUCAUCCUGUCGGCCAACAGCCUGCAGCAGCUGGGCGGCCGCGUCUUUCAGCACCUGCCCCGGCUCGGCCUGCUCUCGCUGAGCGCCAACCAGCUGGCUCACCUGGCCCCCGAGGCCUUCGUGGGGCUGGGCGCCCUGCGGGAGCUGCGCCUCGAGGGCAAUCGGCUGCGGGAGCUGCCCGCCGCGCUGUUGGACCCGCUGGGCAGCCUAGAGACCCUGGACCUGAGCCGCAACGAGCUCUCGGCGCUGCACCCGGCCGCCUUCCGCCACCUGGCCCGGCUGCGCGAGCUCAACCUGCGCGACAACGACCUGGGCUCGCUGGCCGGGGACAUCUUCGGCGCCAGCCCGGCCCUCUACCGCCUGGACCUGGACGGCAACGGCUGGGUCUGCGACUGCCGCCUGCGCGGCCUGAAGCGCUGGAUGGGCCACUGGCACUCGCAGGGCCGCCUGCUGACGGUGUUCGUGCAGUGUCGUCACCCCCCGGCGCUGCGCGGCAAGUACCUCGACUACCUGGACGACGCGCAGCUUCAAAACGGCUCCUGCCUGGAGCCCACCGCUUCCUCCCCGCAGCCCUCGGUCCGGCCCGCAGUCUCUCCCGCAGCCGGGGCCGGGGAGGCGCAGGGGACGCCCUCUCCUGGUGGUCUCGGGAAGCCCCCAUCCCAGGCGCAGCAGCAGCAGCAGCAGCAGCAGCAGCAGCAGCAGCAGCAGCAGCAGCAGCAGCAGCAGCAGCAGCAGCAGCAGCAGCAGCAGCGCGGGCGGGCCCUCCCCGGGGUGGCCUCCGACGAGGGGGCGGGGACACCCGGCAGCAACCAGAGCGGUCCGAGGCUUAGCCGGCGGGGGCCAGGCCCGCAGCGUCCAUCCUCCUCUUCGGCAACCACGCUCCAGCUGUCCCCACCCGCGGAUCUGCUGGAGACACCCGAGGGCACGCGCCCUCCUUGGGAAGGGGAGGGCCCCUCCCCCUCCCAGCCUGCCCCGAGCUUUCCCGGGGACGCCCCGUCGAGCUCGGCCCCAUCGCCCGCCAGCGAUCCCUGGCAGAGGGCGGAGAUGCAGCGCCUGGCCGCCAAGCAUCGCGAGCGGGGCGCCCCGUCCGGGCCGCAGGAGAUGCUGCCCCCGCUGGUGUCGGACCCGUGCGACUUCAACAAGUUUUUCCUGUGCAACCUGACGGUGGAGGCGGUGGGCACGGACACGGCCACCGUGCGCUGGGCUGUCCGCGAGCACCGCAGCCCCCGGCCGCCCGACGGCGCGCGCUUCCGCCUGCUCUUCGACCGCUUCGGGCAGCAGCCCAAAUUCCACCGGUUCGUCUACCUGCCCGAGCGGAGCGACGCGGCCACGCUGCGGGAGCUGCGCGGGGACACCCCCUACCUGGUGUGCGUGGAGGCCGUCCUCGGGGGGCGGGUCUGCCCCGUGGCCCCCCGGGACCACUGCGCGGGGCUGGUCACCCUGCCCGAAGCCGGGCACGUCGGGGGCCGAGCCGGAGGCGUGGACUACCAACUGCUGACCCUGGUUCUCCUGGCCGUCAACGCUCUCCUGGUGUUCCUGGCGCUGGCGGCCUGGGCCUCCCGCUGGCUGCGGAGGAAGCUGCGAGGCCGCCGGAAAGGGGGUGCCCCGGUCCACGUGCGCCAGAUGUAUUCCACUCGACGGCCUCUUCGCUCCAUGGGCACCGGGGUCUCGGCAGACUUCUCGGGCUUCCAGUCCCACCGGCCUCGCACGGCCGUGUGCGCCCUGAGCGAGGCCGACCUCAUCGAGUUCCCGUGUGACCGCUUCAUGGAGAGUGGGGGCGGCAGCGGAGGGAGCAGGCGGGACGACCAUCUCAUGCAGCGCUUUGCUGACUGAGGUCCCGGUGCCCGUGGAGGGGGGGUGGGGCCGGGGAACGCUGUGGGCUCCAUGGCACAAACUCGCCUCCGGAUCUCCCCACCGGGGACCUCUUUUUCCUCCGUGGCCCCCCAGCCCCCGGGCUCUGGAUUGCCCAAGCCGGAAAAUCGCUGGCUGCCUCGUGAGGCCGGCGGACAUCUGCUGUGGCCGGGGAUCGGGACCACUCCCUUUGCUAUCGUCCCCAAACCGUCAGCUUUGGUUCUGUGGGAGCAAAAAAAAAAUGGAGGAAUUAGCUUCUCCCAUCAGCUGGAUCUCCGUCCUCGUGGCCGGGGGCCAGGCCGGAGGCCUUGGGCCAAGCCUUUGUGUUUAAUCACUGCCCUCUAGAAAGACACACCUUUGUUUUUGUUUUAAAAACUCCAGAGCCUCAAUGGGAGGUCAAGGCAGCAGCCCCUGGUGGCCCAGGAUUCCCUGCUGGGGCUAGGAAGAGCUGGGGGAACGGCUCCCGACAGCCCUCGGGCUCCCUAUUCCUGUGUGCUGAGGGAGCAUCCGGGGGGCUUUUCGGAUUUCAUCUGCUGAGACAAAUACCCAAGAAUUCUUUGAAACUGUGAAGACUCUGCCAGUCCUGACUCUGAGCACUAAUGAGCAGCCAGGGCUUUUCUAGCCAGCCUGGCUCUUUAAGAGGCAAUAAUGAAGUCACCAAGUAGUUCAACUUUGGGAACGGGACCUAAGGCUGCAUACUUUGCUUGGAGCCAGUUCAAGAGGGAGAUGGAUCCCUUACCUGUGUGGGAGAGCCCGUUCCUGGGCCUUUCCUUCCCCUGCCUGAGGCAAAGGAAAACGCACUGGCUUCUGCAGCUGACUCCCCACUUGGGGAAGCUUCUGAUGGUCUCUUCCAGGUCACUGUGGCUCUGACAACUAGAAUAAACACCAGGGGAAACUGGAUCAAGGAUCCUACAGAAAUCAUCCACUUGUUGAACUUCCCUUAGUCUCUAGCUGAAGAUAAACCUAAUUAAUCUCCUAAUGUAGAAGUGGCUGAAGAGACUAACUCUUCCCUGACUGCAGCCAUGGGUGACCCUUUGUGUGCCUUACUCCGGGUGGAGUGGGAGAAGCUGUGGACACCGAGUGAAUUACCUGUGCCAAUGAGUGUCUUUCUACUAAAAACCAGCAGAAUCUUCCAAGGGUUUAGAACUCACUGUGAAAAAAUUAUUAUUUUUUUAAAAUUAACCCAUACACUAAAUGUUCGGUGUUUGACUCUGCUAUCAAAUAUUGAUAAAGUUAUGUCCUAGCUUGUAGAGAACAC